Molecule: messenger RNA, 3093 nt
Organism: Hemibagrus wyckioides
Lineage: Eukaryota; Metazoa; Chordata; Actinopteri; Siluriformes; Bagridae
Gene: nipal4
Product: NIPA like domain containing 4
Exons: 6
Coding region: 233-1450 (405 amino acids)
Biological process (GO): magnesium ion transport
Cellular component (GO): membrane
Molecular function (GO): magnesium ion transmembrane transporter activity
Source: RefSeq, a predicted model, not a curated record
CACACACACACACACACACUUGUUGCGCUCGACACUGACUCAUAUGAAGCUCAGUGCGGAUAUGAUGUCGCCCUGCGGACCUUCAACAAGAUAAAACAAAAACUCGCAGUGAAGUGAACAUUAAUUAGGCCCACGCUCAUGGCUGAUAAAUGGGAAUCUCGUCGAAUGGAUUAAACGAAUCUGAGUGCUGAUUAAGUGUUGAUUACUUUCUAGCGUCGGGGAAGCAGACAGCAUGCUGGUGAUUCGCCUAACUUCCGAUUCAGAGGGGAAUGGGACUGUAAUAAGACUGGUUUGUUCAUCGUCCACGUCUGACUGCGUGAUGGACUCAGAAAAAGCCAGCAACUGGACUUUAAGCAGCGAAUUCAACUCCACUGCUACGUUGCCGCCUCUUUCUUCAGACAAAUGGAGAAAAUGCGAAUUUUGGAUUGGUCUGACUCUAGCUGUGCUCUCAGCUUUUCUCAUAGGAGGAAGCGUGAUCCUGAAAAAGAAGGCACUGCUACGUUUGGCUGCAAACGGGCAAACCAGGGCAGGUGAAGGAGGACAUGGCUACCUGAAGGACUGGCUGUGGUGGGGUGGACUGUUGACUAUGGGAGGAGGAGAAGCAGCAAACUUUGCAGCCUACAUGUUUGCUCCAGCCACCGUCGUCACCCCUCUCGGAGCCCUGAGCGUACUUUUCAGCGCCGUGUUGUCUUCUCACCUCUUCGGGGAAACAAUGAACCUGUUAGGGAAGCUCGGUUGCAUGCUAAGCCUUUUGGGAAGCACUAUAAUGGUCAUCCAUGCACCAGAAGAGGAAGCCGUGACGACUCUGAACGAGAUGACGGAUAAACUGCUGGACCCAGGUUUCCUUGUGUUUGCCAGCAUCCUUCUCAUAGCCUGUUUGGUUAUGGUCUUCUACUUUGCUCCUCGCAUUGGACAUACCAAUAUAUUAAUCUACAUAAGCAUCUGCUCGCUGCUCGGAGCCUUCACCGUGUCUUCAGUGAAAGGCCUGGGCAUCUUCCUCCGUACAGUCGUCAUCGAGCCCUCCGUCCUGCGUCAUCCUCUCACCUGGAUUCUCCUGCUGACUUUAGUGGCUUCCAUCAUCAUCCAGAUCAAUUACCUGAACAAAUCUCUGGACACCUUUAACACGCUGCUCGUCUACCCUAUCUACUACGUGUUCUUCACCACCGUAGUGCUCACCACCUCCAUCAUACUGUUCAAAGAGUGGGGCUCCAUGUCAGCCGUGGAUGUCGUGGGCACCAUAGGAGGCUUCCUGGUCAUCGUGUUUGGUGUGAGCAUGCUGCAUCUCUUCAAGGAUCUGCGCGUGACUUGUGAAGAGCUGAGGAGUAAUCUGUGUCAGCCUCAGGCCCUGGACAGUCCAGGGAAGAGGGAGGACAAGCACAUCCUCAUCGAGAAUGUGGAGACCCUGCCGCCGAUGAGAGAGGAGGGCCCCAGAGUCUUCAUCAUCAGCUGAGCAGUGAUGAGUUAGAUGAGUUAGGUGGGAGAGAAUUUAUCAUAUUCAUAUCACCAUUUUCAGCCCUGGCAUGGUUUGUGUAUUCUAGUUAAAUUUGUGCUAGGGCUAGGACGUAAUGUAGCUCGCAAAUGGUGGAAGACCAUUGUCGACCACUAUUCCUCUUUAGUAACUGCUUUAUCCUGGUCAGGGUCAUGAAGGAUCCAGAAUAUUUCCCUGGGAUACUGGACUUGAAGCAGGAAUACACCCUAGAUAGUACACAAGUCCAUUUCACAGACUCCUUCAUACCGAUGUCCAGUUUAGUUUAGCUAAUCCUCUUACCAACAUGGUAAUGGUUCAUACCAUUGAAUCAUCCAUCAUUUUUUGUAGGUGGGAAGAAACCAAAGAACCCGAAAGGAACUCAUAUUGGUUUCCUACCUAGCUUCCAGGUCUGAACAAUUCUUUUUACAACUUUUGGAGAGUUUGGAGGCUUGGGGACAGACUGCUGACAAAUAUCACCCCAUGUAACCAAACUACUCUUGAUCUCCAAGAUGGCCGCCUUUAUAAUAUUCAUAAAUAUAUAUAUAUAUUCAUUGCUGUAGAACAGACACACUGUGUCCUAAACCACGUCAUCUUGUCUUGGGUAAUUGUGUAACAACUGCAUCCAGUUUGAGGAUGAUAUUUACUGGGAAAGAUUUUAUUUCCAGUUUUGGGACGAACUCUAGACUCCUGGCUCCGUUACAAAGUUUGAAGCAAACAGUAAACUUUUUGGCUGAUUAUUGGUGAUAUGAACUGUAAAUUAGAUUUUUUUUUUUUCAAAACUAAACCUUUCUUACAUUUUGAUAAAAGUGUAGUAAUAUCAGAGGUGUGUCCUGUGAGAGGCGAUUUGUGAUGCAGCUCCUGCUGAGGAUCAGCCUUGAUGAAGCGGAACACAUUAUAUAUAUAUAUAUAUAUAUAUAUAUAUAUAUAUAUAUAUAUAUAUAUAUAUAUAUAUAUAUAUAUAUAUAUAAUUUCAUUUUGGAUGCAAUAUAUUUCAGGAUUUUUACGGUGCACUAAACAUCUUUUUAGAACUAUUAAGCAUCUUUUAAUAGUGUCGCAUUUAAGGUAUAUUUGUUCAUUUGAACAUAAUGCUGGUUUUUAUCGUCUUUUUCUCCUCGUGGAUUAAACGGUUCAGACGGAGGUUCAAAAAACUCUGUGCAAGGCCUCGGCAAAAGCGUUCGCUUUGGACAAUGUGUCCCAAAAGCACAUUUGUCAGUGCAAUUUGAUGCAAAUCUCAGCUGCUGCUCUGCUCUACACUUGCAUGUAAGGAAAUCAUUCCUGGAAGCAAAGUGCAAGUUUCAGGUCAAACGCAUUUCAGAAGGUAAUUUAAAACUAUUGCGAAUGAAGAGCGUAAACAUACUGUAUCAAAAGUUACUAUAUUCCUCUACUAGUAUUCCGGGUAUCUUUUCUUACAAACUGUUGUAUCGCCUUUUUGUGCAGGGUUUGAGCAGACGCAGUGCAGAAUGUGUCUGAUUAAAAAUAAAUAAAUGAAGUGAAAUAUCAGAAACUGUGAAAAUUAUGUAAAGUAGCCUAAGACAUGAUGCAUCAGCUGUUGAAUGUGGCUGAGGCUGAUGAAUGUCAAAGCACUCAUGCAAAUAUAUGUCUAUUAAACCAUAUGCAAACAAUGA